This is a messenger RNA of Maudiozyma saulgeensis, 852 nucleotides long. NCBI's taxonomy places the organism in Eukaryota, Fungi, Ascomycota, Saccharomycetes, Saccharomycetales, Saccharomycetaceae. The record is from the annotation of a GenBank genome assembly.
AUGGUAGAAAUUCUGAUUCCUGAUGAAAAGCAAACUUUCAAAUCAUUGAAGAUCGCAGGCGAUUUCACUAAUUGGAAAAUUCAACCAAUGGUUGCAAUCUCGAAUGAUGAUUCUUUAGAACAUGUUCCUGCAUGGAAAUUUAAUAUUACGGAUGAUAUGGUUAAAGAUUACUGUUCAAAGGAAUCCACUGAAGAGAUAAUGAUUCAUUUUAAAUUUAUUGAUGAUAAUAAUAAUUGGUUUACAUCUGAUAAUUUCGAUUUGAUACCUGAUGAACAUAAUAAUAUCAAUAAUGGUAUACUAUUAAAAUUUGAAGAUGGGAAAUUAAUGGAAGAAAAUAAUAAUAAUAUUGAAGAUAAUAUAGAAUCUGUAUUACAGGAUCUUACUCCUGAUCCGACUUUAGAAAAUGUUUCAAUUUUAAAACAGACUAAGGAUCUUGAUAGUAGGAAUGUUGGUGAAUUGGAAGAAGAAGAAGAAGAGGAUGAUGAUACUGCAUUGGAUACAAUAAGCGAAGAACAACAAGAAAAAGUAGAUCCAUUGGUUAUACCUAAUACACCAAAAAAAUCAGGUAGAGAAUCUCCAAUUGGUGAUGAAACUGUGUUUUUUUCACCAGGUGUAAAUAUUCCAAAGGGUUUAGAUGUGACAGAAGAUGAAGAUGAACCUGAAACACCUGCUGGAGAAAGAGAAAUGGUUGAUAAAUUAAAAACUAAUGAAAUUGAUUGUCCUGUUAAUAAAGAAAUUCGUGAAACAAAGGAUCCUGAAACUUAUAAAGGUAUAUUAAAAAGAUUAAUUGAUUUUCUUUCGGCAUUUUUUGGUUCAUGGUUCCAUUUUUUCACUGGAAGUAAUAAAGAAUAA